This is a messenger RNA of Abrus precatorius (Indian licorice), 1933 nucleotides long. RefSeq lists its product as uncharacterized. Gene Ontology annotation, cellular component: endoplasmic reticulum. Gene Ontology annotation, biological process: ubiquitin-dependent protein catabolic process. The transcript is spliced from 2 exons. NCBI's taxonomy places the organism in Eukaryota, Viridiplantae, Streptophyta, Magnoliopsida, Fabales, Fabaceae. Gene Ontology annotation, molecular function: ubiquitin-like protein conjugating enzyme binding; ubiquitin protein ligase activity. Bases 349 to 1023 code for a protein of 224 amino acids. The record is from RefSeq and is a predicted model, not a curated record.
CCCUUACUUGAAUGUACUGGAAACGGUGCCUAGAAUCCACACAAGAGUGCAGAACUGUCUCUCAGGUUAAGAACCGAUUCCAAAAGAUGUAUCCCUGAUUACCACACGUAUCUUUCAUUUCCAAUGUUCCCCAGAGAACAUAACGUUUUGGUUUCGGGAAGGAAUCACAUAAUUUGAGUUCGAAACCCAUUCAUCACCGAUUCACCGAAAACUCUCACCAAAUUUUUUCUCUUUCAAGAUUAAAGCGACACCCAAUUGGUUAUUGCCCCACAAUAACAUUUAUGAACAGUAUUUAGGGCCUUGAUACAUUGUUGAUGGGACAAAUCUGUGCAUACAAUUGAGGUUGUAAUGGAGCUUGAUUUGAAUCAGGAGUCUUUGGGCAAUAUAGAAGAGCGUAUUAGACGCCUAGAAGCAGUAGUUUUCAGGGCAAGGCAGCGUCAGAGGCAGCGACAGGGUCACGCUCCAAUUCAGAUAACUAACUUUGCAGGAGAAUUGAUAGCAGCUAAUGUUCAAGAUGAAGGCAUUGUGAGCCAGGAAGAGGCUGGUAUUGAUAUUGAAAGAGAGAUUGUGGAAGGUGGGAAAAGGGGGAAACGCAAGGCUACCUAUUUGAUUGGUAAAGCAUUAGGCGUUGAAACAUAUACCGAUGAGGCUGGGGGUUGCGCUGGAAAUUUGUUUGAUUGUAAUAUAUGCUUGGACAUGGCAAGAGAUCCUGUUUUGACAUGCUGUGGUCACUUGUUUUGUUGGCCAUGCUUUUAUAAGUUGCCAUAUGCUUAUUCAAAUGCAAAGGAAUGUCCAGUUUGUAAAGGAGAGGUCACUGACGAAGGUGUUAUCCCAAUUUAUGGCAAUGCAAAUGUUGAUAGCAGUGGCCAGUUGGAACUGAAUGAAACUGAAUUGAGAGUUCCUGCUCGACCCCAUGCGCCUCGAAUUGAGAGUUUUAGACAGCGGUUCAGAAACCAGGUAGCUUCUUUUACACCGCAGGAUAUGCUGCGGUUUGGUAGUUUUUCUGGUGGGUUAGGAGAAUAAGUUCAGUUAGAAAUCCCCUAUAGUGCAACUGAUAGAACUAGUGUUUUGUUCUCUCAACCUCAUCUGGAGACAGAAAAUAACUAGCAUAGUCCUCAUCAAUUUUCAAGAUUGUUUGUGUAAGGAGCUUCUUCUUUUGCAUCCCUUUCAUUAGCAAUUUCUGCAAUGGAUUCUGCCAAAAGAUUAUUUGAGGAGCUUGAAUCAUAUAAUCCGUAGUCUUCCCUUGAGAUGCAUCAUGCAUCAGGUAGCCAAUUCAUCAGUCUGUUGAUAGACUCACCUUUUAGAAUUGCUGCUAUAAACCAAUCAGAAGUCAGCACACUGUUUUAAACACAAAUUUUAUUAUUAGCUAAAAGUUUAUUGGAAAUUAUAAAAAUUAUGAGUCUACUCUUAUUUUAAAGAGUGUCACUCAAGCUUUUGUAGUUUCUAAUAAAUUUCAGCUAAUAAAUAAGAGUGUUAGAAAGAAUGUAGUAAAAAGUGUGUUGCUAGCUCUCCUCAACUGAUAAAAAAUUCAUAUGCUCUAGGUGUUGCUGCAACCAAGUUUGCAGCCAUAUCUUGUGAUUCUCCUUUAAAUAGGAAUAAAGGCAUUUAUGUUGUUACAGUCUCCAAUAUCGAGACAGUCGAUGGUAGUAUGCAGAUUAUUUCAUCUGACCGAAUUCCUGUAGAGCUAAUGUUUUAAUAUGAGUUUCAAAUAAGCCCAAAAGUAUAUGGUUUACACAUAUGAUGGUCAUAUAUGGAAGGAGAAUUGAUAUUGUUGACAAAAGUUUACUAUUUAUAUGUGUGUACUUAAACUUAGCCACAUUUCUUUUUCUGAAACAAAAUAUGCUUUCUAAUUUUGUGUAUAAAGUGGAAACAACCAUUUGAUCAAUUUGUAUCAAGUGUCGUCAAUUUUAUUCGAUGGAUAUUGGAUGUUUAC